GUUUGUAUUAUUUUUGAAAUAAAAAAACAUUAAGAAGCAAGUCAAAAAUUUAAAAAAAAAAAAUGGAAUAUAUUAAAUCAGGCCAACGUGUUUUAUUAUUAUGGAAAGAAAUUUCACAACAAGAUAAUCUCGUUAAAUAUGUUGAUGAACUUAAUUCCGUUCUUGGAAAAGAAGGAAAAGUCACAGUUGAAAAUACAGAUAGAUUGAAAGAUGCAAAAUAUGGUAAAUCUACGUUUGAUUGUGUAAUAUCCAAUACUUUAGAACCAAAGUCAACUGUCCAUAGUUUAGAAUUAUUACAAGAAAUAGUAAAUAUUAUCAAGCCAGGUGGUCAAGUAGUAUUAAUUCAAAAACUAUCGUCUGAUACUUUUGAAACCAAAGAAAAAUUUUUGUUUAACCUAAAGACUGCCGGAUUGGUAGUAAACAAUGAUUCUGAUGUUAAAUUAAAUGAAUUAAAUGAAGUAACAGUAGUGUGCCGGAAACCAAAUUUUGAAUUAAAUUCAAGUGUAAAAUUAUCGUUUGCAAAAAAAGCUACUCCAGCAUCUGUUUGGAAAAUUGAUGAUACUGUUGAUGAUGAUAUUGAGACUAUCGAUCCAGAUUCAUUACUGGAUGAUGAAGAUUUCAAAAAACCAACACCUGAAUCUUUAAAAGUUUGUGGUACAACUGGAAAAAGAAAAGCUUGUAAGAAUUGUUCGUGUGGACUAGCCGAAGAACUGGAAGCUGAACAAACAGGCGGUGCUGUCAAGGAAGUUCUUAAAUCAUCCUGUGGCAGUUGCUAUUUAGGAGAUGCAUUCCGUUGUGCUACGUGUCCUUAUUUAGGAAUGCCAGCAUUCAAACCUGGUGAAAAAAUUCUACUUAGUGAUACACAAAUGAAAUCAGAUGUUUAAUUAUUAAUUAAUUAAUUUAAAAUUUUAUAGAAUUCUUUUAU
Molecule: messenger RNA, 925 nt
Organism: Chrysoperla carnea
Lineage: Eukaryota; Metazoa; Arthropoda; Insecta; Neuroptera; Chrysopidae
Gene: CIAPIN1
Product: anamorsin homolog
Exons: 5
Coding region: 63-884 (273 amino acids)
Biological process (GO): iron-sulfur cluster assembly
Cellular component (GO): cytoplasm
Molecular function (GO): iron-sulfur cluster binding
Source: RefSeq, a predicted model, not a curated record